AUGGAGCAGCUGAAACUGGGCACCAUCGCAUAUGCGCAUGUCAUGGCCCAGACACUCUCGAUUCUUCACGGGAAGGCCGGCGUCGAUGUAACCCGAGGGAUCAGCGUCUGGCUCAUCGACUUCAACCUUUGCUCCACAUUCGAGGAUAACCCUGCCGGGUUCAAGAAGAUCGUCGACGCCUUCUUCUGGAAUGAUCCCUACUUCCCUGAUCCGACUUCGGAUAUGGAUGGAAACAAGAAGCUCUGGGCCGCUUUCAAGGAGCGGUAUCUCGAGUAUCCCGGAUUUCAGAAGAGGGCUAGAGGCAAAUCGGGCGCGUCUGGACGCACUGAUUCUUCCGCUGCCAUGUCUUUCGUCCAUCGCCUCCCCGAGGAUCAUAGCACAGACCACAUACAUAUAGGCCACUCUUACACAUACCAAGCGGACGUAUCCCAAGAUGGACAAGCAGGCGCCCGGGAUGUCGACAGCGCCGAUGGGAGUGACCCUGAUGACUCUGGCUACGGUGAAUCGCUGACAAGCGUCGCCACGAGACUGAGCGCACAUUUGCCCACGCACGAGUACCGCCAUGGCAGGCGAUACCACGGCCUCCAGGCAGGGGCCUACAACUUCCCCAAUGAUGAGCUCGAGCAGGCGCGCCUGGACAUGCUACACUACGUCUUCACCACCUUGAUAGGUGACAAGCUCCAUCUUGCCCCCAUCGCCCCCGAUGCGGCCGUGCUGGACAUUGGCACGGGCACAGGGACAUGGCCCAUUGCGUUUGGGGAUGCCAAUCCGGCUGCAUCGGUCGUGGGCGUCGACUUGAGCCCCAUACAGCCCAUGUGGGUGCCGGCCAACGUUCGCUUCGUCGUCGACGACGUGGAGAUUGACUGGGCGGAUGACAUGUACGACUUUAUCCAUUGCCGGUACAUGGCGGCCGGGAUACGAGAUUGGCCGGGACUAGUUCGCAAAAUGUACCGACAUCUGAAGCCCGGCGGCUGGCUGGAGCUGUCCGAGUCGGAGAAUGUGGUGUACUCCUCCUCGGCAGACGGAGUACGACAGCCGUUGUCGCCACGACACCCACUCAGGAGGUUGAUGGACGGACUUUCAGAGGCGUGCGAGCGCAUAGGACGGCCCUUUGACCCAGCGCCCUCGUUCCGCUCGUGGUGCGAGACUGUUGGGUUCGUCGAUAUUCAAGAGCGGGAGUUCCCCUUGCCUGUCGGGUACUGGCCGCAGCAUCCACGGUCGAGGGAGCUGGGCUCACUUAUGGUGGUCAACUUUUCCGAGGGUGUCGAGGCGUUCACCGCCGCCUUGUUUGCGGAUGUGCUUGGGUGGAAGGUGGACGAGGUGAGGCGGCUUAAUGAGGAGGUGCGAGACGUGGUGGACGGCGAAGGCGACGACCAACUCAUGUUUCGAUACUUUGUUGUCACAGCACGGAAGCCUUUAUAG
Emericellopsis cladophorae is the source of this 1422-nucleotide messenger RNA. RefSeq lists its product as uncharacterized. The coding region runs from base 1 to 1422 and encodes 473 amino acids. The record is from RefSeq and is a predicted model, not a curated record. NCBI's taxonomy places the organism in Eukaryota, Fungi, Ascomycota, Sordariomycetes, Hypocreales, Bionectriaceae. Gene Ontology annotation, molecular function: methyltransferase activity. The transcript has 5 exons.